Neospora caninum is the source of this 10056-nucleotide messenger RNA. RefSeq lists its product as hypothetical. The record is from RefSeq and is a predicted model, not a curated record. Lineage: Eukaryota; Apicomplexa; Conoidasida; Eucoccidiorida; Sarcocystidae. The coding region runs from base 1 to 10056 and encodes 3351 amino acids. The transcript is spliced from 2 exons.
AUGGGGCAUCGCGACAGUCUGCCCAGCAACGGGUACAGUGGCUCAGAUGUUAUUGAGCCCACGAGCACAAGCCUGCCUGAGUUUUCUCGCGCGAUCCCCGGCCGCUGCACUCGUCGCUUGAGCUCUCCUGGCCCGUCGCCUGGAGGGGAGAGGUGCCCAGAAGCGCAUGGGCGGGGUCGCCGAGAAGCCGCUCUAGAUGCUGCCUCGACUCUGCAAGUGCAGGCUCCACAGCCGUUGCGUGGCGGUGACGGCGCGAGAGAGGACAGUAGAUUCUUCCUUGUCCGGAACAGUCUCUUGGGCACUUCCUGGAACGGAAACAGAGACACUGGUGGACCGACAGACUGGAAUCGAGGCUCCGAUGGCGAUCCGAAAGCCGAGCGAUCAGAAACGCCAAGGCACUCGGCCUUCUCCCUUGCUGCACCAGGGACAAUGCCACGAUUGUCUGUCGGGGCUCCUCGCCCGCCUGAGAAUUUCUCGCUUCCCAGCGACUUCUUAGACUCGACGCAGGACCAGUCCGUAAAGCCAGGCACGGACGCCGAGGCCACACGCGAGGCUGCAUUCGCUGCGUCGACAGCGUCGUGGAACGAUGAGGGCGACGACUUCGUGACUCCUGCGCUGCUACAGGGUGGCGAGUGCAGCCGAGCGCAGCUGGCCCACUUAGAGGAAAUCGAUCGGAAAGAAGAAGCAAAGCUCGCGCGUCUGAUGCGUCUUCAACAAGAAGCGAUGACUCUGGCCGCUUCGAGCCCUUCAGUGUCUCCCGGCCUCGCAGCAGCGUGUGACGGCGCGGAGUCAGAGCUGCUGAUCGUGCGAAGAUUUUGCGGUUUCCCUCCACUGAGAACUCCUGAGAAGGAAGAUGCGGCCUCUUCCGAGCACGAUAAAAGACAGACCGAGGCGGGAUGGGAUGGGGCACGCGACCAGCGACAGGUUGAGGCGGAGAAAGAGAGAUGCGAGCAAAGGGAAUUCCUCUCUUCAUCUCAUCUUCGACAUGCUGUCUUCGGGCGCCUCCCUGCGGCAGAAGAGAGACAGUCCCUUCACGUCGCCUUCAGACGAGGGCGGGCCACAAAAACUCCCGCUCUCCAGGCUUCACUCGCCGGGCGGGAUGCUGGCUAUAGAGAUGACGAGCAAGUGAACUCUGUGCUCACGGCUGUCUCGACGAAAAGCUCUUCUGCAGCAACAAAGGCUAGAGAUCCUUCCGUCGUGAGGCAAACGGACCCUCUGUGUACACUCCGGGACUCGAACAAUCUCGCUCUCUUUGCGGCGGCACUGGCGAGGACACUGGCAGCUUCUCCGCGCGUCUCGGACAGCCUUCUGGCCGAGUCGAGAGAGAAGGACACCUCACACAGCUUCGCAGAGCGCGGAGAAGAGGCGGAAGAGGAGACAGACAGCGGCGCGGGAGAGGACCCAACACAAUUCGCAUCUGAUGCCCCCCAGACCGGACACCGCGAAAAGAUGCAAGUCAGAAAUUUGGCACAGGAAACCUAUGCAGGAGAAGCAGGAACCCAGAAAGCGGGAGACGGCGAACAGAGAACUGAGAGAGAAGCAGGCGCCGAACUCGGAAAAGGGCGACUGGGCAACGGAGGCGAAAGGCCAGGACCGUUUCCUCAGUCCUCGUUCCUCGAUUCCUGGCUUCGACUGUGUGCAGCAGAUCCCCUGUUCCAGUGCCCAGCAAAAAACCGAUUCUCGCUCAAGAAACGAGCGAUCUCGACCGCAGACGGUUUCCCAAGGCGCGACGACAGGAUAUCCGAUGGACACAGCGCAGCAUCGCCCGUUCGCGACGUCGUCAGUGUGCCGGCGAGCCCCUCGCGUGUGCGAGCUCGCCAGAGGCCGCAGCAUGCAACUUGCCUGGUUCCGCCCUUAUCACGAAAGCAAAGAGGACCUAGCUUGUCUCAGAGUAGAGGCAAGCGCGGCAUGAGAAGCCGGGCGCGCCACGCGCUGGACUCGAUGGCCGGAGACGGAUCUUCAUCUGUGUCGUUUCCUUCUCUGCUCAGUUCGAGGUGUCAAGACACGGAGACGCGUGGACACGGUGGAACAGAAAGGACGUCGUCUGAUUCUGACGGGGACGUUCGAAUCCCCAACGGACGCUCGGGCGCGUGCUGCCUCAACCUCCAGGAAGGCUGUGUUCAUGUGCCUCGCCGUUCCACGGCAGCAGACGCAGUAGGAGAGAGCAAGCAUCUUAGCCGUAUCGGGUGGCGGAAUCUGUUUGCCUGCGACAGACGGAGACCACGUUUUCCUUUUUCGCCUUUGUUUUCUUCGUCUUUUUCUCGCACGCAUUCGGCGACGGCGAGGCGCUUCCCUCCGCAAAGAGAAACCUCCUGGCAUACCUUCCUGCUUCCCGCCGCCCCGCCACCGCUCGACACUCCGCACCUUCAUCUGCAUCUCUCGCAUGUCACCGUGGCUUCGCGGCUCAGUCCCUUCCCUCUGGGACCGGCUGCGCGUCUGUUUCUGUGCUGCAGUGUGCCUGUGUCGGUUGUCGGUGUCCUGUCGACAGCCGGGAGAGAGACAGGAAGAGUCGUGGACCCUGACGGCCUGCGUCGCCUGGCCGCGAGGGGUCGAGGCGAGGAAGAAGGGGAGCCUCUCGUCGAAGAAGACCUCGUCACGGCGCACUGUGUGAAGAGAGAAAGCAGGCGUUUCCUCUUUGACUGCGCAAGCUGCCACGCUCUCCGUCUCGGGCCACCGUCCCCGGCUCUCGCUCGUGCUGUGCUCCGCGUUUCACGGCGCAAUCCCGGCUCUUCUUCCGCUGCCCCGGCCCUCCUGUCCGAAGCCGAGGCGGCCUCGGUACUUCUGCGUCAGCCGAUUCGCUUCCUCCUUUGUGCGUCGACUGAGCCGCGAACUGCGGCCGCGCAGGCUGUCCACAGCGCAACUGCGGAGUGCGUGCGCGAGGGGAGAGCGGGAGGGUUCCAGAGAGCGAGGGCCACCGGGAACUCGCGAGCCCUGCUGGGCUCUCGGCAAGCGGCGGCAGACGGCCGUCUCGAGAGACAAACACAGACCGCGAAAGACCACGACCGACUCGCGCUGUGGGGCUGGACGCAUUCCUUUCCUGCAGAUCCAACGGUCUCGGUUCUCGCAGUCGGGACGCUCGAAACGUGGAGUGGAGCCUUGUUGACCCAUUUCGGACGGAACGGAGACACCCCACACCUGUCUCUGGCCGUCCAGCUCCAUGCGCCCUCUUGCCUCGAGCUCCCGCCGCCUGCCAGCGGUGUGCGUCCAGGCAGGGCCAGCAUCAGAGCCUGGCCGGGUGAGGCGAGCCGCGCAUCAGGUGGAGAGAAAGCAGCAAGGGAAGAGGAGCUGGAGAACGCGGAUGGCCCACGAAGGCCUGAGGUGAAGCUGAGAGCGAGGGGGCGACAAGUGGAGGUGGGCGGGAAACGCGCUGCACAGGAGAGAAGACCGAAACUCCCGGUCGCCACGCUUCACAUUUCCAUCGCGUGCACAGGCGGAGCCGCAGGACGAAACGAGCCUCUCCCUCGCGAGUGCCGAGCUCAGGCUCUGAGACGCAAAGAGGGCGAAGAGGUAGACGGUGACAGAUCGCGUUUUCCGUUUCGAGGCAACUGCGGCCGAAUGUGCCCAGCAUGCGCUCAGUGGAGUCGCAGCGAAGAGGAAGAUGAUGGCGAGCGAGUCGACGAGAAACACGGCCAGGCAGGGACGGUGGGGGCGCAAAAGGAGACUGGGCGUGAGGACGCGACCGAAUCGAAUGGAGGGAAGCGAGCACAAGUUCGAGCGCAAGCAGCGACAUUGAGAGAUGUCCGGAAGAGCAUGCGAGACGCGAGCGGAGAAGGCGAUGAUCGUGGGGGGCCUUUACUCCCCUCAGUCCCUCCGAUGCCACAUGCAGUUCCACAUCUCGAGGGCGACUCCAGCGCGUCUUCGUCCCCCUCUUCCGCUCGCUCGUGUUCUUCUCCUUCCUGUUCGGUGUCUUCCUCGUCCUCGCGAGACGCAGCAGGGGUGGCUCAGCCGCCGCUGUCUCCGAGGGCGAGACAGGCCUUCUUGCGUCCUCUCCAUCUCCUCGUGCAUGUCGGCGAAUUCUCUGUGUUGGACAGUUUAAGAAGAAGACUCACCGCCAGCAGCGGGGCAUUGGACUCCUCACCUCGGGAUCUGUUCUGCGCAUGCAAGUUGGGACAAGAACAGUCAGAACGGUCCCGGCUGCUGCGCGUCUUUCCUGUUGCGAGGCGAGAAGAAGAACUGAAUGGGAAGCGAAACGCGACCGUAGGUGACGAAGCAGGCGGCAGCAGAACGACGCACCUGGCGCCUCGCUCACACUUGUCUUUGUUAUCUGCUAGGUCGCAGGCUUCCACGCCGAACGGCCGGAACAGUGGAAGUCGCCAGGAAGGACGCAGUGACGGGAGUUUUCACUUUACUGCGCUUUCAGAGCUUCCCUUCUUCUGGCCUUCGCGUCGAACCAAUCAACGCUGCAGAGGCUCCGCCGCCUCCGCACUUGUGGCGGACGGCACCCGAGUCACACCCGCGGCCCCUGCUGCACGCGGCAGCUCGGGUCCUCCAAGCCUCUCGGAGCGGAACCCCGGCUUCGACGCCUCGAUGCUUGCUUCGGACGCGCAACCAGACGAGGCACUCUCUCCAGAGCGCCCACCGGCCGCCCUCUGGACAUGCCGCAGAAAGGCAGUCGUUAUCGAGUUCUGGGCGACGAGCUGUGCAGACGAUCUAGACAGUGGGAGCUGUACAGACACCCGCGAGACUGCCAGGUGUCCAGGCACCCCGGCGAGCGCAGGAGCAGCAGAGACGGAGUGCCUCGGCUUUCUCACAUGUGAUGUGGCGGGCGCAAUUGACAGGGUGUUCUCUGUUUCCCCUGGCGCGUCUUCUCCCCGUAGUUGCCUUUUUGUUCCCUCGACCAGCAGGACGGAAUGGCCUCGCGCGGAAACGGCUCUGACAAACAGGGGCACAGGCGAGUCGGCACGCGCAUCGACGGUUUUUCGCCAACCUGCGGCGCCGGCGUUGACGCGCGGAAUCGACUUCUUUCUCCUCGACCAGGGAGACGAGCUCCUGCGAGAUUUCGCAGGCGACCACGACCUUGCGCGCUGCCGCGUCGCUCUCUACGCGGGGCCGAAGGAGGCCUUAGAGAAGCUGGCAGCUCUGCUGGCCGUCAGCACAGAGACGCAGCCUGCGUUCGCCUCUGGUAACUGGAGCGGCGUUUCAAGUGAAGGCAGGCGCCUGGCAACAGCAAGCGAGGGAGCGGAGUCGGAAAGCGCAGACCCCUUGCUUCAGGGAAGGAAGCGAGAAGGAACAGACUGGCUGUGCAGCACAGCUUCGAAGAGGCAAGGAGCAGGCGACCGGGCGGAAGGACGGCGAACCGAAGUCGGCACGCACUUCGGUCUGCUGGAGCGCAGCUACGACGGAAUUCGAGCCGGGUGGGGCGACAGACCCGAGAGGGAGCGAGAGGGAAAGGAGACACAUGUGGACCCUGAGGAGCGGCAAACGCCCGUUGGAGUCCACGAGGAGGCAGUGUGGGCAAGGCGGCGACUCGCGGUCGAAGGCAAACGCGACGUGAGCGAGAGCGAGCCUGUUCUGCGGAGUGGGGAAAGGAAACAGGGAGAUGCGACGGAAGAGAAGAGGCCGCUCGGAGAAGCGGACGGGUUGCCCGCGAGCAGACGCGCGGCCCAGGAACAAGGAGAAUCGCCGAAAAGCGACACCGACGACGAUCGACGCACUUUGCUUGAAACUAUUCAUCGGCGGCUCCUGCGAGACUCUCUGAGAGGGAACGACGUGUGGCCUGUCUGCUGGCAGAGCUUUGGUGAACAGCCGCCGAGCGAGAGCGAGAGCGAGGGAGGAAACGACAAACAGAGACGGGAACGCGAAACAGGAGGUGCCAGCGCGGAGCGGAGAGGCGAGGAAAACAGGAACGAAGCAGGCUGCGGCAGGCAGGCGAUGAAGAAAGAGGAAGAAGGGAACGGAGAAGACGUACAAGCCGAGAAGAAAGCAGACGCAGAAGUACAGGAAGGGAUUGAGCAUGAAGGAAUCGAGUGGGGACCAUCUGCGACGCGAUUCAUGUUAGAACAGGAAGCAAGACCUCCUGGAGGGUCCAAGUGCAAAUCCUUGGUGAGACGGAAAACAGGAGGGCGCUCCAAAGAGCAUCUCCGUCCCGAAGUAGACGAUUCCUUCGUCCACUGUAACCUCGUCUGUGUGCGCCUUGCGAGCUUCGGCUUUGCUCGACUGGAAGCCGCAGUUCUUCUUGACCGGCUCACCAGCCUCUCAGCGCGUUUCUUCCCUGCUGCGUCCUCGCAAGCCGCCCCGCGCUCUUCUUUCUCUUCUUUGCCUUUUGCUUCGUCUUCGGUUCCCGUUCUUUGGAGACUUCUCGUGAGCCUCCUUGAGAGCCCGCGCGAACCUGAAAAGAAUGCCCACGUCCUGCAGUCGCCGAGUCUCAAACGGGUGCCGUUUGAAAAGCCUGACUCGGCACCCUUCUCGCUGUGCGCAGAAUCGGCAUCGUCCCGUCCGCUCUCAGGUGUCUCGACAGCGGCACCCUCGCCGACAGCGGAGGCGCGACGGCGCUCCGAGGCUGACGAGCAGCCAGCAGAAACUUCGAGUCCUCGUUUCUCGGGCAGCACGUGCGGCCGGGCGGCGCUCUCUGUCGCGUUUCGUGGGGACGCGAAGGACGCGGCGACGCUUUGCCCCCACGGUUUUUCCUGUGGGCGAGACGAACCUACGAGGGAAAGUGCGAAAGGAAGCGACGAGGGCGUCCAAGAGCCGGCAGCGUCGGCAGGCGGAGCAGGCCGAACCGCUUUUCAUCCGGCGGAACUCGAGCCCUCCCGCACCUCGUUCCCUACAUCGUCUUCCUUCUCUGCUGGCAACGCCUCGAGUCGAUCUUUUUUCUGUGCCUCUCGCGUUGCUGCGUCUUCUCACGCGCCGUCUGCGUCUUCCUCUGGGGCAUUGUCUGUCAGUUCAGGCGCCAUCUUUAUUCCCUUGCUGCAUGCCUACAUCGAGGCGGGGCGUCAACUGGCGCAGCUGUGGGCUUUGCAGGCUUUGCACCCCGAGCUGGUCUCUUCCGUUUCCCCUUCCUUCCCUUUUCGCCCUUGCUCAGCGUCUUCUCCGCCGACCUUCCCUGCCGUCUCCGCUUCCGCCUUCUUCCCUUCUUCCGUUUCCGCCCCGUUUCCCGGGCACUCCAGCUGCGCCUUUCUCGAGCUCGAAGCCAGCGAGGGCGGACGCCUGCGCGACAAAAAUGGUCAAGACGGCCAGGGCACAGACACAGAAGAAGACCGGCGCGCGUUUUGCCGCGAUUUGGUUCAACGAACCAAGGCACUGCGUGAUCGAGCACUUGUGGCGGGGCGUGCGUCCGUGCAUCAACUUUUCAGUCGGCUGCGAGAGCUCGGCCUCUCCGAAAAGGACAUUGCAGUCUUCUUGGAGCCAGCCCCCCGGAACGGAAAGACCCGAACAAAAGACGAACAGGAGAGAGUGCCGAGCUCGCCGCUGCGGAAGCACAUAUCGCUCGGAGCCUUCGAGCGAGGUCUGUCGCGCCUGCUCGCCUCGCCUGGACACAGUGUGUGCCGGCGAAGCGAGAAGGGACAGCAAGAAAGUGGAGACGCAGGCGACGGCGAGAGGACGAGGUGCGACACAGGCGCAGCGCGUGUCGGGGACUCGUCAAGGGAAGGGCGGCGCGUCGAGGCAUCCCACGAGACGACACUCUCGCAGAAGGCGACGAUGGUGGGAGAGAUGAAGGACGGGGCGGCGGAGGCUACGAACAAAGAGCCCCCUUUUCAGCUCGACCGCCGCAGGUCGCAGACGCUUCUCGUACGCCUCGCUGGGCUGUAUCUCGCGCUCUGUGAGAGCCAGUACCAAGUCAGACGGAGUGGAGAAGUUCGAGACUCUCUCCGCGCUCUCUGGAUCCUUCACUUGCUCGUCGAAAUAUCGACAGCUGUCGCCAGAGUCUCUGCGAUUGCCUCCGCCUCGAGCCCCCUUUUGCCCAGCCACCCUUCUCUCCCUCGGACUUCUCUCCAUGCUCACGGGGUGCCAUGGACCUGUCGCUGUUCUUCCAUUCUCCUCGACUUUCCCUCCUCUUCUUCUGCUUCUGCCGUCUCUUCUUCGGCCUCAGACCCUCCACGUUUCCGCGAUAGCAACGCUUCGUCCUCUUGCGAAGACCAGCCUGGCGACGAGAGGGGAACGUCUAGUUGCUCGGACAGCCAGCGGUUCUUCUCGCCUUUCGUCCAAGUCCCAUCCUCGCUCUUCGUUCACGCUUCCCUGACAGCUGCAGAUGCGCGGGAGGCUGGGGCUGCGCGUCCGCGCCUCCACGACUUCCCGGUAAUUUCGACGCGGAUGUUUCUUCGUGGAUUUUCCGCUUUCUGCAGGCGGGACGCCGCUAGAGGUCGCGAGACUCGAGAAGCGACAACCCGCCACGUGAGCGAGGGCGGAAGACGAUCGAGAGAAGAGGAGGAGGAAGCGGAAGCGGCAGAGCGAGACGAAGAAAGUUCAAGCAGACGAGACGGCCGACCUGGGGAAGGGUUGUGGCGAGACAAAGCAAGCACACCCUUUGCGGACGACGGAAUGAAGGAAAAAGAGAGGAGCGAAAACGACGCAGGGGAAGAGCAGCACAUGCAGGCAGGGAGGACGGAGGUCAAGGCAUGGGGGGAGAGAAAGGCGAAGCCGAUGGCGGAGAGACGCGAGACGGCGCAGGGUCGGACACAGACCCUCGAGAGCACCUCCCAGCACGAGCGAGAGGAGAAGAAAUGCAGAAAUCUCCGAAAGAGAGAAGAAACACAGAGUGUUCGAGCGCGUGCGGCCACGCAGACCGAGGAGCGAGAAGCAACCCUGGACAAAGAAGACAAGGCAAAAGAACCCCGGAAGGCAGAAGACAACGGUGAAGGCCGGAGCGACUUCGUCGCGGAAGACGACGGAUUCUCGGAGCGUCAGCACGGCUCGCAUGAAGCCGCGGAAGAGGAAGGAGAACAGAAGCAAGAAGGGAAUGGAAAACCAGAAGGGGAAAAAGGCAGCAAAUGGUGGAGCGAAAAGGCCGGUGAGGAUCGAGAGCACACUGAGCGAGAGGACAGAGACGACGAAAAGGAGACAGAUGCGCCUGUCGCUUCUGUUACCUCUCCGCUCGUAAGCGCAUCUUGCUCCCGUCCUGGGUCUUCUUCCCGUCAACAGGGAAGGCAGGUGGCAGGACGCCCGACACGCCGUGCUGUCUUCUCACGCCGUCCGAAAGCAACUUUCCACCGUUCAGAAUGCCGCAAAUGUGCACGGAAAGCUUGCUUAGAGGCGUCUGCGGUUGGAUCGUGUUUAGCUCCGGUCGCGCCGUCGUCGCUCUCUUCCAGCUUUUCUUUUCCUCCGCUCUCUUCUUUCUUCUCUGGCUUGUGCUCUCGUACCGCGUCUUUGAAUUUUCCUCUUCAAGGGGCUCGCGCGAGCGCUUCGGUUCCAUCCAGUUCGCUCUCAUUCCGCUCCGGUCCUAGGCGGCGGCUUGCUUCGUUGCCACAGAGGAACAAGGAGAGGUAUUCGCUCUCAUUGUCUUCUGUUCACGCGGACGCGGGCGGAACUGAUGCACAGGGAGGGAAUGGGAAAGAAGGCGACAGGCGGUCGCAGGAAGAGGAGAACGAAAAGAGACCCGAGCGCGACGAACAAGAGAUGCGGGCGAGUCGGGAAGAGAGAGAUGAAGAACUUGGAGAAAGUGAGAGGCAGACCCAAAAGGCGUGGACGACGAAGAUCAUCGAGGACGGGGUCGAGCCAGAUAGCGCGGAGAGUGCGGAGACGGACCCCGGAAAAGAAGCCUGCAUUGGCUCUCAGACAUCCCAGAAAAAAGAGCUUUUGACCGACACAGAGGAUGCGCUUUCUCCUAGUUUUCGUGCUCUUGGCCAGAAGGCGCUGUCCGUCAAACGCGUUACACUCACCCCCGCUGCCUCUCGAUUCUCGGGCGAAAAUGCAGCAGGUAUCACCUAUGCAUCCUUUCACCGCCGGCCGACACGGAAAGGGUUGCGUUCUGUUAGGACGGAGAACGAAUUGACCGUUUCUCUGCGCGUCCCUGCGCUUCCACCCCCCGUCCGGUUGCCUGCGUUUGUACAAGGUCCAGAGACGCCAGGACCAGGAGCAAAAGGCAGACAAAUAGACAGCAAGGAAGCGACAGGUGCCUGA